Sinocyclocheilus rhinocerous is the source of this 1646-nucleotide messenger RNA. RefSeq names its product probable E3 ubiquitin-protein ligase DTX2. Gene Ontology annotation, molecular function: zinc ion binding. Bases 1 to 1560 code for a protein of 519 amino acids. Gene Ontology annotation, biological process: Notch signaling pathway; protein ubiquitination. Lineage: Eukaryota; Metazoa; Chordata; Actinopteri; Cypriniformes; Cyprinidae. The transcript is spliced from 8 exons. The record is from RefSeq and is a predicted model, not a curated record.
AUGGCGGUGGUUUGGGAAUGGCAGGAUGAUCUGGGCUACUGGAGGCCCUACACCGGACAGGUGAGCAGCUACAUCGAGCAGUGUCUCCAGCACCAGAGAGGAGCCGGGCCCGCCAGCAGCAGCAGCAUCUGUCUGGCACAGGCAGACCCCAGCCUGUCUGCGUACAUCAUCGACAUCCCCAACCUCAAACAGUUCAGACAGGACACGGGAAAGAUGCGUGCUGUGCGACGAUCCCUGUUCCCGCAGUCCUCUGCCCUGGGCAGUGGGGUUCUUUGGGAGUGGGCCAAUGAUGAAGGAGGGUGGACGGCGUAUGAGAUCCGAACCUCCAUUCUGCUGGAGCACAGCUACCAGGCAGGGCAGGCCACAGCUGACCUGAGCCCGCACGGCUACAACUACAUUGUGGACCUCACUGCUCUACAGCAAGUCAACAAGGCCACCAGCUACAGACGGCAUGUCAGGCGGCAAGGCAGCAUGCCAUAUCCUCUCGCCUCCGGUUCGGUUAUUCACUCGGGCCCGGCCUGUUCCUGUCACCAAUGUUUGAGCAAUAGCAGCGCCGCCGGACCCAUGCUGAGCCGGUCACGGCAUUCCUUCACCGUGGGGCAGGCCUAUGGGCCCAGCCUCCAGACCCAGCAUGGACGACUUCCUGGAACCAGCUCUUCUUCAGCCUACUCGCCCUACCCCAGAAGACCUCUCUCGAUGGGAAGCUUGUUAUGGAACGGCCCGUGGAGUACCCCCACCUCUGUGGCUCAUCCUCCAGGACCACCACAGGCUUUUGGUCACCAUGCAAAUGGCUUAAGCAUCCCAACCAUCCCUCUACACAUGAGCGGAUCCAGUAGUGUGAACUCUGCACUGGCAGCACCAGCUCAGAAACCAGAAGAAGUCAUUAAGAAAUACAUGGAGGAAGUGCCCGUGGUCCCAGAUGAGGACUGUAUUAUCUGUAUGGAGCGCCUGUCCUGCCCGUCUGGUUAUGAGGUCCCAGCUGAGUGCUCUCAGUCUCUUCAGCCCAACACCGUGGGCAAACUCACAAAAUGUGGUCACACUUUCCACAUGCUCUGCAUGUUGGCCAUGUACAACAAUGGAACCAAGGAUGGGAGUCUGCAGUGCCCCUCAUGUAAGACAAUCUACGGAGAGAAGACCGGUACCCAACCAAAGGGCAAGAUGGAGAUUUACAGUAUCCCUCAGUCUUUGCCUGGACACCCAGACUGCGGCACAAUACAAAUCAUUUACAACAUCCCGCCCGGAAUACAGGGUCCUGAGCACCCAAACCCUGGGCAGCCGUAUUCGUGCAGAGGAUUCCCUCGCUUCUGUUUCCUUCCUGACAAUGACAAAGGAAGAAAGGUGCUGGAGCUGCUGAAAGUGGCGUGGACACGGCGCCUCAUCUUCACCGUGGGCACUUCCAGCACCACAGGGGAGCCGGACACCGUCAUAUGGAACGAGAUCCACCACAAGACGGAAAUGAUGUCCAACGUCUCCGGCCACGGUUACCCCGACCCCAACUACCUGGACAAUGUGCUAUCAGAGCUGGCGUCACAGGGCGUGACGGAGGACUGCCUGAAAUGAGACCCUCAGUGCCAGGGGGCUCAAGGUGCAGCCAUGUGAACCGGACUGUCCCAUCUACUGUAGAUCUAAUAAAACUUGAUGAAAAG